Molecule: messenger RNA, 1267 nt
Organism: Coffea arabica (coffee)
Lineage: Eukaryota; Viridiplantae; Streptophyta; Magnoliopsida; Gentianales; Rubiaceae
Biological process (GO): translation
Cellular component (GO): ribosome; mitochondrion
Molecular function (GO): structural constituent of ribosome; mRNA binding
Source: RefSeq, a predicted model, not a curated record
ACCUCUAAGCAAACAGAACUCAGUCCCAAUUCUACUAGCGCGGUAUCACCGUAUCAGUAUCAAACGCCACCAUUUCUACUCUCCACCACCCAAACAACCGUCUCUCCCCGCCACACCGCCGCUGCCCCUUCUCCUCUGCACCACCGACCACUACUGAGGUGGGUUUUCCCACCUAGUGGCCUUCAGAUACGAAUUUGUCAUGAUCCUUUUCUAAAACUGCUGUUGAUUUGUGGGUCUUGGAGAAUCAAAUGGGUAGUUUCUAAGUCAAUCCUGUAAAAGCGGAUACUACUGAAUUACAAAAUGAGUUUGUUCUCGCGGUUAAGGCAUCAGUUGCCUUAUGAACUUUUUAGGAAGCCCUUUUUCUGUCCUGUGCAUAAAUUAGUUAACUCGGUUGGGAUGGCUCGCGGGUUUGCUCAGCCUGCAUUGAAAGAAGACGAAGAAGAUGUGGAGGAAAUAGAAGUCGACCAAAGAAGGCUUCCGGCUGAUUAUGAUCCUGCUACAUUUGAUCCUGCGGAACAUCGUAGUCCUCCAACAGAGAGGGUAUGGAGACUAGUUGAUGAAAUAUCGUCGCUUACCUUGGUUGAAGUUGCAGAGCUUGGUUCAAUAAUGAUGAAAAAGAUGGGUAUGAAGGAGCCUCCAGUUGUGGGGGUCAUGAAACCUGGAGACGUUGGUAUGGGUGCAGUGUCAAUGAAGGGACCAGCAACAGCUGCCAAGGAAGAGAAGAAAGUAGAGAAGACUGUUUUUGAACUAAAGCUGGAGUCCUAUGAUGCAGCUUCAAAGAUCAAGGUUAUUAAGGAGGUUCGGAGUUUCACUGACUUGGGACUUAAAGAAGCAAAGGAUUUAGUGGAGAAGACGCCUGCAGUGUUUAAAAAAGGAGUGUCAAAGGAAGAAGGAGAGCAGAUAAUCGAGAAGAUGAAAGCUGUUGGGGCAAAAGUUGUCAUGGAGUGAAGUGAGAAUGAAACUGGCAUUUUUGUUCAUCUUUGAAAGUUUAUGAAUCUGAUGAUGUCUCCCAAAGGCAAAGUUAUAGUUGGAUUUUGAACUCUUUUUUUUUUUUUUUUUUUUGUAGUUUGUCAUUUAAGAUAAAAAAAAAAGAGCAAAACUUCAUAGUUAGCUUCGGUUUCUUGAACAUGUGAUUUACCUAAUUGGUGUUAGCUUUUCAUCUUUGUGUCAGAUGUGUCUCAUCCUUUAUUUUGGGUAUUGGGAUCAAUCUUUGAAAAAUGGCAGUUUCACAGAUACUUCUUCACUGCUACAUCACUCUUUUCCAUCC